Molecule: messenger RNA, 730 nt
Organism: Micromonas pusilla CCMP1545
Lineage: Eukaryota; Viridiplantae; Chlorophyta; Mamiellophyceae; Mamiellales; Mamiellaceae
Exons: 2
Coding region: 32-604 (190 amino acids)
Biological process (GO): signal transduction; protein dephosphorylation
Cellular component (GO): cytosol
Molecular function (GO): protein tyrosine phosphatase activity; protein tyrosine/serine/threonine phosphatase activity
Source: RefSeq, a predicted model, not a curated record
GCGCGGACGGUUCUCGAACGAGUCGAAGGGGAUGAGCACCGGCGUCGACUACCACGCCGAGGGCGUGAAACUCCUCGCGCUCCAAGAUAAGCCCGCCCCCCCCGGACGCGACGCCUUCUACGAGGACGUCACCGCGAUAUUCAAGCUCCCGAACGGCGGGACGUUUUACAUAGGAAACAUCCGCGCCGCGCAGAGCGCGCAGACGCUCGCGAAGCAUCGCAUCGCGAACGUCAUAAACGCGCAAGACGUCGACACGGAAAACUUCCACGAGCACGACCCGGCGUUCACGUACCUGCGGUUCCCGAUCGCGCACUGGUGGAGCGCGCCGGACAUCAACACGACCGCGGGCGUGCUCGCCUUCUACCGCCCGCUGUUCGCGUUCGUGAAGGAGAAGCUCGGCAAGGGGGAGAACGUCAUGGUGCACUGCCUCGCGGGCGCGCACAGGGCGGGGACGUCGGGGGUGAGCUGCGUGAUGUACUUCCUGGGCCUGGGCGCCGUGGACGCGGUGAAGUACGUGAAAGAGCGCAGGCCGAUCGUGGACCCGAUCGGGGGGUUCCCGGACUUGCUCUCGCGGCUGGACUUGGCGUUGAGAGAGCGGCGGUGAGGUGGGUGAUGCUAGUAUGAUAUCAUGACGACGACGAGGCGCCAGCUGGCGGGAGGGGGACGCGGCGCGACGAGUAUCAUAGUAACGUGCGCAAAUUUCAGCGUCGAUAUAACAAGAAAUGUUUCG